Molecule: messenger RNA, 1277 nt
Organism: Cyprinodon variegatus (sheepshead minnow)
Lineage: Eukaryota; Metazoa; Chordata; Actinopteri; Cyprinodontiformes; Cyprinodontidae
Exons: 2
Source: RefSeq, a predicted model, not a curated record
UGUACUAGAUGUUUAUGUAAUAUAACCAUUUGUAACAUCUGUAAUUGUCUUUCUGUCUUUUAGAGAUGCAUCAAUCCAUAUUUGUAAUUGAUGUAAAGCCUGCAGUUGAACGCUGCACAACAUGUUGCAAACUUUACCACUGCCCCCUCAGUCCUACAUAUAAACCCAGCCCAUCGUACAGGCUUCAGCGCCAUCUAGAAGUCCACAUAAAAAAUGCCAUUACAUUUAAAGAUAAGAAGAUUUGUAAGUGCAAUUUGCAAUGCAGGAAUUCUGGUCAUUUUCAUUGCCCUGUUUGCAACAAAACAAUCAUAACCAAGAAAGAUAUGGAAAGACAUCUGGAGGCUUGCCAAAGUGCCACACAACAAACAUUUACCUCAGCUUCUUCCCCAUUGGAACACAACUUAGAAGUUAGUUUAUCUGCAUCUACAGUUCAAACCGACCCAAGUGCCACAAUGUCUCCCCCGUUUCCACCAACUUCCACUUUUAAACAACAUUCACUUCUUGGUCCCUCUGAAGUUUAUUCUGGAACGAUUGUUGUCCCAUCUGCCCAGGAGACAGAAACUAAAUUAAUUUCAAAUAAGGUGAAAUGUCCUCACUGCCAAAAUGUUAUCUAUAAAAAAAACAUGACCAAACAUAUUGUGAGAAAACACGCUGAAAAAUCAAAGGACAUAACAGUGACUGAACAUUUGAAAAGUGUCUGUGUGGAUGCCACAAAUGGGAUCUCUGUAGUUCAAAAAGCAAGUCACGGCUUUUCUGUGCCCAUACAUGUGCAAAACAAAACCUGGGGUCAUCAGCACAAAGUUCAGUGUGAGUUGGAAAGCUGCAGGCAGUAUCAUCUGAUGGCAUUCAGAAGUGGAUUACCAUCUAGCCAUUGUGAACACAUCCACUCACUAGAGUACUGCAGUGGAACAGCUGCCGAAGAGUAUCUGCAUGAAGAUGUCUUAACUGAAAUGGUGGACUUAAAAUUCUUCGGUGAGGCUAAAAAAGCAACAUGUGUGAAAAGGCUUAAGAAUGCACAGGCAGCUCAUAUACCUUUCUGUGUUGAAGUGCCAUUUACAGAACCCCCCAAGCAGUUUUGUUUCUCCAUUUAUGAACCUACUUUACAUCAGUAUAGUCGCCUUGGGAGGAUCAUGGUGACAUACAACUCAACAGCUAACACAUGGCAUUGUCCUUGUGCUAAACCAAGAAUGUCAUGUGUACACAAGAACAUAGGCAAAUGGCAUUUGUUUCAAAACAACCGGGACGUGUUCAGAACAGAGACUGCAACUCAACAGCAC